AUGUUUGAUAUACUCAGUGAGUAUGUCAUUGGGGACCAGGAGCUGGAGGAGUUCUGGCCCUUCAACGCUCUCCUGACUGAGCUGACUCGCAGGCUGACCUACUGUGUCCAGGCCGAGCUCAUCCCUUUCAUGGAGGUAGCGGGAGUCAUGGAGGGAAGAGCCAAGCAACUGUACAACGCCGGAUAUAAGACACUGGCUGACCUGGCCAACGCUGACCCAAACGUUCUUGUCAAGACUUUGGAGAACCUCUUCAAGAAACAAGCCAAUCAGAUUGUUGCUUCUGCAAAAAUGCUGUUGAAUGAGAAAGCUGAUGCACUUCAGGAGGAGGUGGAUGACUUGUUAAUGAUGCCUCUUGAUCUCUCCUAUUUGUAAAUAUGUUGCUGGGGUGGAUUUAUUUUGUAAACAUUACUUUUAUUUGGCCUUGUGUGUUAAUAUUGUUUGGUGUAACAUAUUGUUUAUCAGAGUGUAUUAAAACAUAAUGUGUUUUACCUGUC
Oncorhynchus keta (chum salmon) is the source of this 494-nucleotide messenger RNA. RefSeq names its product helicase POLQ-like. The transcript has 4 exons. Lineage: Eukaryota; Metazoa; Chordata; Actinopteri; Salmoniformes; Salmonidae. The record is from RefSeq and is a predicted model, not a curated record. Bases 1 to 372 code for a protein of 123 amino acids.